Debaryomyces hansenii CBS767 is the source of this 3507-nucleotide messenger RNA. RefSeq names its product putative aminophospholipid-translocating P4-type ATPase. The transcript has a single exon. Gene Ontology annotation, cellular component: trans-Golgi network; plasma membrane; endosome. Gene Ontology annotation, molecular function: magnesium ion binding; ATP binding; ATPase-coupled intramembrane lipid carrier activity. The coding region runs from base 1 to 3507 and encodes 1168 amino acids. Gene Ontology annotation, biological process: phospholipid translocation; retrograde vesicle-mediated transport, Golgi to endoplasmic reticulum; endocytosis. NCBI's taxonomy places the organism in Eukaryota, Fungi, Ascomycota, Pichiomycetes, Serinales, Debaryomycetaceae. The record is from RefSeq and is a predicted model, not a curated record.
AUGGCGUCUUCGAGGCGAUAUUCAAACGAUGAUUGGGAUUCGUUUGAAGAUUUAGAUAAUUCGUUAGACAAAGCUUUGAAUAAUGCAUCGAACAAUUUAUUUCGAUACACCAAUAGUAAGGAUAAUUCCCGCCAGAAUUCCCAGCAAUCAGUUGGGGCGAUACCGCUAAAUAAUAUGAGUCUGGAAAUGGACCGUGAUGAUUACAGAAUGGAAAACGAGGAGGAUGAUAGCUCACCAUUGAUUGCAACCGGCAGUUACGGACAGUCGAGAUCAUUUUCAUCAUCAACAACUUCUUUAAAUAACACCACGAGAUCAAUAUCGUUUACUUUUAGAAAACUUGUUAAGAGAACUAUCGGGCUUUUCAAAUUGGCAAAAUGGGAAUUAAAUCAGGAAAGAGCGAGGAAGAAUAGAGGUGAUACUAAUAAUGAGUUUGCUAAUGAAAGAUACAUAUCAUCGAGAAGCCAGUCCAAGAAUAGUGCAUAUCCAAGCAAUGCCAUUUCGAAUGCCAAAUACAAUCCUAUAACAUUCAUACCAAUUAUCUUGUAUGAGCAGUUCAAGUUUUUCUUUAAUUUAUAUUUCUUACUUGUUGCAUUGUCCCAAAUCAUCCCACAGUUGCGGAUAGGGUAUCUUUCUUCGUAUAUUGUUCCAUUAGCGUUUGUGCUAACGGUAACCAUGAUGAAAGAAGCUGGCGACGAUAUAGCUAGACGUCGUCGUGAUAAAGAACAAAAUAAUGAGUUGUACGAAGUGUUAAGUAGAUCCUCACCAAUAUCUCUUACACAAGAAGUUAAGAUGGUAGCAUCCAAAAAUUUAAAAGUGGGAGACUUGGUAAGGUUGCAUAAAGAUACGAGGAUCCCGGCAGAUAUGAUAUUAUUACAAACCUCAGAAAAGGAUGGCACAGGGGAAGCAUUUAUCAAGACAGACCAAUUAGAUGGGGAAACUGACUGGAAAUUGAGAAUUGCUAGUAAUGUAACUCAAUCCAUGAAUAAUAUUACACAAUUGAUUAAUAACAUUUCGUUGAUAGUUAGUAAUCCUACUAAAUCUAUUCAUCAUUUUACGGGUAAAUUAAUAUACCAUCCACCACAGCAGGUGGGUUCUGCAUCACCAGUUUCUAAUAAUGAAACCUUUGCAUUAACUAUUGACCAGACAUUAUGGGCUAAUACAGUUUUAGCACUGGGAACGGCAAUUGGUAUAAUUAUUUAUACUGGUAUUGAAACAAGACAACUGUUAAACACCACCAAGACCGGUGUGAAAACAGGUUUAUUAGAAUUAGAAAUCAAUAAGCUCUCUAAAAUAUUAUGUGUUGUUGUUUUAUUAUUAUCAAUCAUUUUGGUUUUCGCAAAUGGAUGGCCAUUGAAGAAGAACUGGUAUAUCGAUAUUAUGAGAUUUUUAAUUUUGUUUUCUACAAUUAUACCAGUGUCAUUGAGAGUUAACUUAGACUUAGCAAAGUCAGUUUAUGCAUCUCAGAUACAAAAUGAUAUGGACAUAAGUAAUACUAUCGUCAGAACUUCAACUAUACCUGAAGAUUUGGGGAGGAUUGAAUAUUUAUUAUCGGAUAAAACAGGGACGUUGACGCAAAAUGAUAUGGAAUUAAAAAAGUUACAUCUAGGUACUGUAAGUUAUGCGGGAGACACAUUGGAUAUUGUGACGGAUUACGUUGCUGGAAUGUUAUCAGUCAUGGAUAACAUGCACCUGAAAACCUCAAAUAGUGCGGUGAAGAAGAGGGAUUUAAAUAGCAAAGUUUGUGAUUUAAUUUUAACAUUGGCAAUUUGCCACAACGUUACUCCUACCUACGAAAACGAAGAUGACGAAAUUAAUGGUGCCGUUACUUACCAAGCAGCAUCACCAGAUGAAAUUGCAAUUGUUAAGUUCACUGAGUUGGUGGGAUUGAAAUUGCAUAGACGUGAUCGUCAUUCAAUUUCAUUGUUGCAUUUACCAACAAACCAAGUCCUAACAUUUGAGAUAUUGUACAACUUCCCUUUUAAUUCAGACACAAAAAGAAUGGGAAUAGUUGUGAAGGAUGUAAAUAGAAACAAUAUCUGGUUUAUGCAAAAGGGUGCUGAUUCAGUAAUGGCAAGCAUCGUCAGCUCUAAUGACUGGUUAGAAGAAGAAUCUGGUAAUUUAUCUCGUGAAGGACUAAGAACCUUAGUUAUUGGACGUAAAAAAUUGAAUUCUAAGUUGUAUCAAGAAUUUGUUAACAAGUACCAGGAAGCAUCUUUGUCGAUGCACGAUAGGGAAAGUUCCAUGCAAAAGGCAAUUAAUCAUUACCUUGAAAAGGACGUAGAAUUACUUGGGCUUACAGGUGUUGAAGAUAAAUUGCAGAAAGAUGUUAAAUCAUCAAUUGAAUUAUUAAGAAACGCUGGUAUUAAAAUAUGGAUGCUUACAGGUGAUAAAGUCGAAACCGCCAAAUGUGUUUCAAUCAAUGCAAAAAUUAUAUCAAGAGGACAAUACAUUCAUCAAAUCACAAAUGUAAGCCAUUCCGAUUUGGCCAUGAAUCAGUUAGAUAUCUUGCGGAUAAACUUAAAUUCAUGUUUGUUAAUUGAUGGUGAAUCUUUGAGCAUUUACAUGAAAUACCAUAAAAAAGAAUUUUUUGAAAUUGUGAUUAAAUUACCGGCUGUGAUUGCUUGUCGUUGUACGCCGCAACAGAAGGCAGAUGUGGCUACUAUAAUCAAGGAGGUUACUGGAAAAAGAGUUUGUUGUAUUGGUGAUGGGGGUAACGAUGUUAGUAUGAUCCAAUGUGCAGACGUAGGUGUCGGUAUUGUUGGUAAAGAGGGAAAACAAGCUUCAUUAGCAGCAGAUUUUAGCAUUGAUCAAUUUUGCUACUUAUUGAAGUUAUUGUUGUGGCACGGUAGGAAUUCGUAUAAGAGAUCAGCAAAACUAGGCCAGUUUGUUAUUCAUAGAGGAUUGCUUAUCUCGGUAGCCCAAGCGGUGUACUCAAUUGCUUCAAAAUUCGAACCCUUAGCCCUAUACCAGGGGUGGUUAAUGGUUGGGUAUUCUACGUUUUACACCAUGGCUCCCGUGUUUUCCCUCACGCUUGACUGUGAUAUCGAUGAAAAAUUGACCAAAUUGUAUCCUGAAUUGUACAAGGAAUUAACAUUGGGCAAAUCAUUAUCGUAUAAGAGCUUUUUCAUGUGGGUGUUGAUCUCGCUCUUCCAGGGCAGUAUCAUCCAAUUGUUAUCGCAAGGCUUUCAAUCAUUGGCUCUGGAAGACUUCACAAAAAUGGUUGCUUUAUCAUUCUCGUGCCUCAUUUACAAUGAAUUGAUAAUGGUGUGUCUCCAAAUCAACAAGUGGAACAAAGUAAUGCUUUCCACCAUUAUCAUCACCUUCAUCAUUUACAUUGUUUCGAUUCCAUUCUUAGACGAAUACUUCGACUUAGACUACAUCACUUCGUUUCUGUAUACGUGGCAGACCUUGGUCAUUUUGGUGAUUAGCCUAUUUCCGGUUUGGGCUUCCCAAGCAAUAAACAGAAAAUUAAGACCUCCGAGUUAUGCAAAGGUCCAACAGGACUAG